AUUCCAUAUCCGGGUCGAGCGAUGUUUACUAUAACAGACGGCUAAUGCUAAUGCUACGUGCCGAGGGAGAAGAGAGAGAGAACGGUGCGGUUUAAUGGUGCAUUACAGCCACAAAUGGCAUCUCAGGUCCCCAUAACCGUCAGAGCCCCGCCGACAGCCGCCAGCUCUGCCGCUCUCCGGGGGAAGAAACGUCCCGGCAGUCCGGCUGUUUGUGCCGCUCCGCAGGCUGCCGGGAGCAGCAGCAGCAGCAAGAAGAAGAAAGGAGCGCUGACAGCUCCAGCGACGACACAGACACAGACACAGGUAGCAGCAGUGGAGCCGGUGGCUGAGGUGAAGGCGGUGGGAACAGCUGACAGCGCCCCGACUGCUGCCACAGAGUCCACAGCAAAGCCUCCGCCGUUCAAAGACCCCACAUUCAUGCAUUCUGGGAUCGGUGGAGCAGCAGCAGGUAAAAAGAACCGGACUUGGAAGAAUCUCAAACAGAUCCUGGCUUUGGAGCGGACUUUACCCUGGAAGCUCAGCGAUCCCAACUACUUCAGUAUUGACGCCCCUCCCUCCUUGAAGCCAACCAAGAAAUACUCUGACAUCUCUGGGCUUCCUGCGAACUAUACAGACCCUCAGACGAAACUACGCUUCACAUCCUCCGAGGAGUUCUCCUACAUCCGCCUCCUCCCCACCGAUGUCGUGACGGGCUACCUAGCUCUGCGAAAGGCGACUUGCAUCGUACCCUGACAGCUGAACAAGGCUUACGAUCUGAAACGAUUUCCAUCCAGAGCUGAACUCGUGUCAGUAUAGGAAGUUUUUGGGCCAGCAGAGAGACUGAGAGAGCACAGGCUGCUGAAAGGAUGGCUGGAGCUCACAGGCUGGACAUUGCUGAAUAUCUGAGUGUCUCCAAGAAUGCAAUAAAUGUGAAAUGUCUGUCUUUUUUUUACUUCUUAAAACAUGGAACAUAGAAGUAUUUGAAUUCAUUCAAAUGCCAAUAAAUCAAAUUGUGUUUGUCUAAUUUGUUAAAA
Molecule: messenger RNA, 1013 nt
Organism: Acanthopagrus latus (yellowfin seabream)
Lineage: Eukaryota; Metazoa; Chordata; Actinopteri; Spariformes; Sparidae
Gene: ino80c
Product: INO80 complex subunit C
Exons: 5
Coding region: 115-732 (205 amino acids)
Biological process (GO): chromatin remodeling
Cellular component (GO): Ino80 complex
Source: RefSeq, a predicted model, not a curated record